GGACUGGAUGGGCUUUAAGGUCCCUUCCAUCCUAAACCAUUCCAUGAUUUUAAGUGUUGUUAUCUUGCCCAAGUCCACAUGUUGUUGGAUAAUACCUGUUUAUGUACCUGGUUUUGCUGUAAUCUAGUCCCUUAUCCUGGGAUCUUGCAGCUGGAGCUUGGCUUGAGGAUGUUUAGGCUGCACAGUGAAACUUUCCCUCUGAAGGAGUUUUAGCCACUGACCAUCCAGGCUGAGCCCUGUCAUCACUUAUUAGACACAAAACGUUUCCCUGGCUGUGCAGCUGAGGCCUGUUAUCCCCAGGCCCUGGAUCUAAGGGCUUGCAGGAAUCCUGCCCAAAUUAAGUGGUGAGCUGGGAAAUAGCAACUCCUGUGCAAGUGUAUCCCCGAGCUCUGAACAGAAACACCAGUGGGUUGGAUCCUGGAGUUCAGGUUCGUUCCCACAGGUUUGGGCUCAUCCCUGGGGGAAGCUCCCCUUCCUUUUGCUGGGAGCUGGGAUGGAGUCUCAGUGCAGCUGAACAAGUGGAAGGUGAACACAUCUCAGGAACUGAUUAUCCAGUGUCAGACUUGUUUGUAUGUGCUUGUCCUUGCAGAAGGAAAUAUCCUUAAUGCUGUUUUGUGGGUCCAAACCAUGUCUUUCUGUAGGGAAAUCAGUUGUCCCAGGAACUUCUGUGCCAUUACCCGUGGAAGCAAAGGUGGCUGAAGAGGGGAAUAUCCAGAAGUUUCUGUCAUAGCUUCUGAGUUGGGAAGGAGCACGGAGAGCCAGGAGCCAACACAUCAUCUCAACACCUAAAUGAAGCUUUAAGUCUGAUCUGUUGCUCUUUCUGAAACCUCCCCAGGGAACACUCCCAACAGAAAUGGCAGAAAAGGUGAACAACUUCCCCCCACUCCCCAAGUUCAUCCCCCUGAAACCCUGUUUCUACCAGAAUUUCGCCGAUGAAAUUCCCAUCGACCACCAGUUCCUGGUGAAGAGAAUCUACCACGUCUGGAUCUUUUACUGCAUCACCCUGGCAGUGAACAUCGUUGCCUGCCUGGCCUGGUGGAUCGGGGGAGGCUACGGGGUCAACUUUGGCCUGGCCAUCCUGUGGCUGCUCCUCUUCAGCCCCUGUGGCUACGUCUGCUGGUUCCGACCUGCCUACAAAGCCUUCCGGUCAGACAGCUCCUUUAACUUCAUGGCCUUUUUCUUCAUCUUCGGGGCACAGUUCGUCCUGACGGUGCUGCAGGCAAUCGGCUUCUCCGGAUGGGGCGCGUGUGGGUGGUUGGCAGCCAUCACCUUCUUCAGCACCAGCGUCGCCGCCGCCGUGUUCAUGCUGUUCCCUGCCAUCAUGUUCACCCUGUCGGCCGUGGCCAUGCUCAUCUGCAUCCUAAGGGUACAUAAAAUCUACCGAGGGGGUGGUGGAAGCUUCCAGAAGGCUCAGGACGAGUGGAACAGCGGUGCCUGGAGGAACCCCCCCAGCAGGGAGGCCCAGUACAGCAAUUUUUCUGGGAACAGCCUGCCAGAGUAUCCCACAGUGCCCAACUACCCCCCAGGAAACCAAUGGCCUUAAGCAGCAGCAGCUGCAAACUGCCUGGAUUCUCUCCUUUUUGGUCUUUUAAUUCUUGUCAUUGGAAAAGAUCAUUUGCAUUCCCUCCCCCAGGCACCCCAGUCACCUUUUUGGGACCUUUUUGGUUCUCGUCUCCUGGUCCCUGUGGAAGAUCCUGUCAGCCCUUCCCACCUCCACUGCACGGCCGUGGCACAAAGCUUUUUUGUUUGCCUUGAGCUACCAGUAUUUGCCUCGUUGCAGACUGAGGAACAAACCCUUCAACAACUGCCCUUCCUCGAGGGAAUCCUCUCCUGACCAUCCCCGAAAAAGGCUCAACUUCCCCCAGUGGCAACACUAACCACAGCUGCUCCUGCUCAGCUUCCCUGGAAUGCACAGCACCCCGCAGCAAUCACAGCUUUAGUAGCAACUGGUGUUUACUCUCCUGGAUGAAUAAUGUGGAAUUUUUCACUCUAAGGGAAAUGCAAGACUUAAAUUAUUUGGUACUAGUGAUAGGGAAGGGAUCUGUGAAACCCCCGCCCUCCCCGCCGGGAACGGGAGCUGUGAAGGCCACGAGAGUCCUCCUUUGUCUGGCUCAGACUGCUGUGAUGCUCCAAGUCCUGCCUUCCCUGCUGCCAAAGCUUUUUGCCGGAUCUUUGUGCUUCAAAAGGUGCAGAUUCAUCUCAUGAGGUUGGUGGUUGCUCACUGGAAUCCGGCACCGAGCCGGCCCUGGGGAUGUGCCCCCCGUGCAGGGCUCAGCACGAGAGCUCCCCACCACGGACCUUCCAGCCAGGCCUUGUGCUGCCCUGAGAAAUGCCCCACCAGACACACCUUGUCCUGUUGGGGGUCCCUUUUCCGGGGGUCCCUUUCCCAGGGCUCCCAGCCAGGGCCGGAUGGAGGAUAACGCUGGGUCUGGGUGCUGGGCCCCCAGUGCGGUUUGGAAGCGGUUCUGUUACAAUGAAUGGUUUAAUUCUGCCUUCUGCUGAUGGCCUUGGACUCCAAACAUUACAGUGGGGCUGGGAGGACCAGGGAGGGCUCCUUAGUGUGAGCUGGGCAGUCCUGGUCUGCAGCACUUCCCUUCCAGGAGAGGGAGGUUCCUGCCUUUCUCCAAGGAUCAGCUGGAGGGAGGAUGAAGCUGUUGAGAGGGAUUGUUUUCCCUGGCUCUGCCUCUUCAUUCAUCUCCAUUCUGUGCCUGCACAUCAGGGCUCCUGGAGCCUGAGCCAUCCAAUUCCCUGUGUCUUGUCCUGAUCCAGGCAGCAAAGGCUGCGGUUUCCUCUUCCCCCUCAAAACCUGCUGUGAUGUUUUUUUCAAACUUGUCCAAACUGGGAGGUCAGUCCCCAAUAUUUUUUAGAGAGUGAGUGUCCCAAGCCUUUGGCUCUCAAAUUUUUGGCCAACGAUCCAGAGUGCUCCAUGUGGGGGAUCUGGGAGGGGUUGGGCACCCCAGAGCCUGCUGCCCUGGCAGGCUGUCAGUGGGGUCACUCCAAAGCCACACUGAGCAGCUGGAGAUCAGAACUGGCUCCUGGAAAAGGGACAGGGAGGUGGUCCUAGCUAGGUGGAAUAGAUUUGCAAGUGAUCUUUUGAAUAUUUUCUCUACAUGUGCCUUAUCUAACGGAAUCAUAGUUCAUGGAGGAGAAUCCCCUUCCCCUCAUCCCUGCGGAAUUCCCCAUUAACUCGUCCCGUGUCACUGUAAAUAAUGAGGGAAGCACAGCCUGGAGUCUGCAUGACCCAUGUUUCCAGGGCCAAACUGGAGGGCAGAGCCUCCCUGAAUUUCAGUUUACAAGCAGCACUGACCCCCCCCUGCAGGACCAGGCUCUGGGACACGGAACGUGCUCCCAACACCGGGGGUUCUUCCUGGCGGGUGUGGGAUGUGCUUGGGAGCACGGAGUGCUUGGAGCCUCCUUACCAGAACACAUUGUGAAGCUUUUUCGGUGCCUUUGUCUCGUGUCAAGUGUAAUUUUAAGUGUUCUUUGUCGCUUGCCAUCGGAGUGAUACAAGAACUGCCUGGCGUUGACUCCCUGGAAAUACGAUGGAUGCACUACGGGGUGAGGGGGAUUGAUGGGCUUGAAGGUGGCAUUGGGCACCCUUGGGUGCCCCAUGUCCUGGCUCUCAUGCUCCUUGGUCCUGCCUCUCAGCCUCUUGCCAAAAUUCUUCAAAACCCAUUGGUUUUCUGCCGUUUUUUAGCGCGUCAGGUCAGAGGUUCCGAGGGAGCCACGAGGAGAAGCGUUGCUGGGGACUGCACAUCCCGCCCCUCGCUGGGUUCCAUGGAUGAUCUGGGGGGGCUGUGUUUAAGCUCCCACCCCCAGCCACACUGACAGUGCUUUGUGCAAGAGGAGGGGAUGCUUGGGAGCCGGAAUGGCCGCAGCUGGACACCAAAACCACUCCCCAUUAGCUCCGUGAACCCCCAGGUGGGAUCUGCCACCUCAUCCCCCUCCCUCCUCCUCGAAGCCACAAACCGUAAUUCCAGAAAGUCGACACCCCCCCCCGCUGCCUGAACAACUUAUUUUGUGGCUUUUUUUUUGUUUGUUUGUUUUGGGGGUUUUUUUGGACUCCUCUGUAUGUUUUUAAAUGUUUACAUUAGACUUCUAAGAGUUCUUAACCCCCCGGGCCGGGCCUGGCUCCUGCCCCGGCCGGGCGUCACGUGGCCGUGUCCGUGUGCGAUGUCUCGUGUCACCCGUGGAGCUCUGGCUUCUGUUUGUGUUUUUCUCCUGAUCACAAGACAAUAAAUGCUCAUCCUGUGCUUGAUGAGGAGAACUGGCCGCAUCGGGGAAGUGUCUGUUCCUAGGUAACCAGAGUUAUCUGGCACAGGGAAAUGGUAAAAUCUCUCCUUUUCCUCCCAAAGUCUCCCACUGCGUGUUGUUUUUUGGGGAGAGAGCACGUUGAUGGAUGAGGCUCAUCCUCUGUGCUGGGCACUGCUGGGAGUGGUUUGUGCUCUUAGAGAAAAGGCCUCACCAGCUUUUACCAAAGCUGCUGCCCAUUCUCAUUUCUGGCGAGAACAGGGAGCAGAGGUGGGUGGUGGGGAGAAAGUCCCAUCUCCCAAGUGCUGGGGUCGAGUUUUUCCUGCCCCCUCCACAGUCCUGGUGUUUGCCUUCCCCAGUUUAUUGCCCCAGAGGAGACUCUUAUCCCUGGAGUAAAUGGGCUGUUGGACAGUGAAGGUGAGUCUGUUCAGCACAGGGCUGAAAAUAUUGCCCCAGAUUAGAAUCCCAGAAUGGUUUGGGUUGGAAGGGACCUUAAAGCUCAUCUCAUCCCACUUCCUGCCAUG
Lepidothrix coronata (blue-crowned manakin) is the source of this 4775-nucleotide messenger RNA. It is a transcript of the gene SCAMP4, whose product is annotated as secretory carrier membrane protein 4. The record is from RefSeq and is a predicted model, not a curated record. Gene Ontology annotation, cellular component: trans-Golgi network membrane; recycling endosome membrane. NCBI's taxonomy places the organism in Eukaryota, Metazoa, Chordata, Aves, Passeriformes, Pipridae. Gene Ontology annotation, biological process: protein transport. The coding region runs from base 854 to 1543 and encodes 229 amino acids. The transcript is spliced from 8 exons.